Eruca vesicaria subsp. sativa (arugula) is the source of this 934-nucleotide messenger RNA. Lineage: Eukaryota; Viridiplantae; Streptophyta; Magnoliopsida; Brassicales; Brassicaceae. The record is from the annotation of a GenBank genome assembly.
AAUUAAGGCUCCGUCUUAUCAUCUCAAAUCACAAAAGUCUCUUUCUCUCCGCCCCCUUUUAGAUUAAAAAAGAAAUGUCUGCAGAAGUAGAGUACCGGUGUUUCGUGGGAGGCCUAGCAUGGGCCACGGGAGAUGAUGAGCUAUCAAGGACCUUCUCACAGUUCGGCGAAGUUAUCGAUGCUAAGAUCAUUAACGAUCGUGAGACUGGAAGGUCAAGGGGAUUCGGAUUCGUGACCUUCAAGGAUGAGAAGGCCAUGAGAGAUGCCAUUGAGGAGAUGAACGGUAAGGAGCUUGAUGGCCGUACCAUCACCGUCAACGAGGCUCAGUCUAGAGGAAGCGGCGGUGGUGGUGGCCGCGGUGGAGGCGGAUACGGUGGUGGUGGUGGUCGUGGCUACGGGGGAGGCGGUGGUGGAUAUGGUGAGAGACGUAGCGGAGGUUACGGAUCUGGUGGAGGCGGCCGUGGUGGCGGCGGUUACGGUGGAGGUGGAGGAUACGGUGGUGGUGGCAGACGUGAUGGAGGUGGCUACGGAGGUGGUGAUGGUGGUUACGGAGGAAGCGGAGGCGGCGGUGGUGGCUGGUAAUCAACGAUGAAGUCGUGAUUGUCUGCUGCUCUGUUUCCGGUUUAGAUUUGGUUUCUUUUUAUAAUGUUUGUCCGGUUUGGAUUUGGUUUACUUUUUUGUUGUAACGGAUCGUUGAAGUCUUGUUUGCCUAAAACGAAAUGUUAAUUCGCAUCUUGUUCACUAAAUCACAAGUUUCCUUUGAUUUUAUAUUUCCCCUUCGCAUAUUAUUACCCAUUUAUAAGUUUAGGCUUAUGUUAUUAAAUUUAAACUAGAUGAGUGUUAAGUCGGCCGGUCAACAUUAAUGCGUCGUCGUAAUAGAUAAGGUGUGAUUUGAAUUGUUUUCGAUUUUUUCCAGAUCUCAUCUCUUUGAUUGU